Messenger RNA from Culex pipiens pallens (northern house mosquito), 1926 nucleotides. Its product is annotated as protein ultraspiracle-like. Gene Ontology annotation, molecular function: nuclear receptor activity; zinc ion binding; RNA polymerase II cis-regulatory region sequence-specific DNA binding. The transcript is spliced from 7 exons. The record is from RefSeq and is a predicted model, not a curated record. Gene Ontology annotation, biological process: cellular response to ecdysone; anatomical structure development; positive regulation of transcription by RNA polymerase II. Gene Ontology annotation, cellular component: activator ecdysone receptor complex; nucleus. The coding region runs from base 41 to 1510 and encodes 489 amino acids. NCBI's taxonomy places the organism in Eukaryota, Metazoa, Arthropoda, Insecta, Diptera, Culicidae.
GGCGAGAGCAACCUCGGGGAGUUUCUCGGAACCUAGAGCUAUGCUGAAGAAGGAAAAACCGAUGCUUUCUGUAGCGGCGAUUAUUCAGGCGCAGGGUCGCUGGGACCGGACACUGCCGCUGGCAGGGCUGGCAGGUUUCGAUGCCGCCCUCGUAGGACACAUGGGCCCGCUCUCACCGCCGGACAUGAAGCCCGACCUGAAGCCGGACAUUUCGCUGCUGAACGGCGGCGUCGGCGGCCCCUUCUCCCCGGGAAAUAACUGCGGCGGUCCGGUGAGUCCGGGCGGUGCCGCGUUCAACCAGCAGGUCGCGGCCGCCCUGCAGCAACAGAACCUCAACAACAACCAAAACAGUCUCGGCCAGCAGCAAAAUUCCGUGGGUGGAGGAGGUGGUGGUGGUGGUGGAUCUACCACACCCACAAACCAGCAGUAUCCGCCGAAUCAUCCGCUCAGUGGUUCCAAGCACCUGUGCUCGAUCUGCGGCGACCGGGCCAGCGGCAAGCAUUACGGAGUUUACAGCUGCGAGGGCUGCAAGGGCUUCUUCAAGCGGACGGUGCGGAAGGACCUGUCGUACGCCUGCCGGGAGGACAAAAACUGCACGAUAGACAAACGCCAAAGAAACCGCUGCCAGUACUGCCGGUACCAGAAAUGUCUCGCCUGCGGCAUGAAGCGGGAAGCGGUCCAGGAGGAGCGGCAGCGGAGUUCCAAGUUUUCCAUCAAGAGCGAGGAAAUCAACUCGACCAGCUCGGUGCGGGACGUGACGAUCGAGCGAAUCCACGAGGCUGAGCAGCUGAGCGAGCAGAAGAGCGGGGACAACGCGAUCCCGUACCUGCGCGUCGGCUCCAACUCGAUGAUCCCGCCGGAGUAUAAGGGCGCCGUCUCCCACCUGUGCCAGAUGGUGAACAAGCAGAUUUUUCAGCUGAUAGACUUUGCCCGCCGGAUGCCCAACUUCACGAACCUGCACCGGGACGACCAGGUGAUGCUGCUGCGGUGCGGCUGGAACGAGAUGCUGAUCGCGGCCGUCGCCUGGCGGAGUAUGGAGUACAUUGAGACGGAACGCUCGCCGGACGGCAGCCGGGUGACGAUCCGGCAGCCGCAGCUGAUGUGCCUGGGGCCAAACUUUACCCUGCACCGGAACAGCGCCCAGCAGGCUGGGGUGGACACGCUGUUCGAUCGCAUCCUGUGCGAGCUCGGCAUCAAAAUGAAAAGACUGGACGUGACUCGAGCUGAGCUCGGCGUUCUCAAGGCUAUUAUUCUAUUUAAUCCAGACAUUCGAGGGCUCAAAUGCCAGAAAGAGAUCGACCACAUGCGGGAAAAGAUCUACGGCUGUCUGGACGAGUACUGCAAGCAGCAGCAUCCGUCCGAGGAUGGGCGAUUCGCGCAGCUGCUGCUGAGGCUGCCGGCGUUGCGCUCGAUUAGCCUCAAGUGUCUCGACCAUCUGAACUUUAUUCGGUUGCUCAGUGAUAAGCAUUUGGACAACUUUAUCAUCGAGAUGCUCGACACGCCGAUGUAAAAUAAGAUAAAUGCAUGAUCAAAACCAUGAGAAUGAAAAAAAGCUCUAGAAUAUAUAGCGUUUCACGGUAUUCUUCUCCUCAUCACAUGAUUUUUUUUUUAUUAUUCUAUUGUUAGGGUUACUUUCUGCGCAACUGUAGAAAGCUUGAAAUUUAGGAAUUUUCUUAUUUCAGAAAGCAAACGAUACUAUGAAGUUUUUAAGCAAAUUGUAGGACUCAGUAACUUAUUAAAUGAUAAAUAUAUUUUAAUAUAUAUAUGAACUAUAAAGUAAAGUAAUGAAAAUGAAAAAUGGUGCAAAUAGAUUUUAUGAAAAAUCGAUCUAAGAUUACAAAACACUCUGUUGAUACAAAAAAAAAGAUGAAAUAAAAGUUUAACAUUAUUCGCAUAUAGAUAAACUUAGUGAAUCAAACAGCUAAA